Molecule: messenger RNA, 951 nt
Organism: Schistosoma bovis
Lineage: Eukaryota; Metazoa; Platyhelminthes; Trematoda; Strigeidida; Schistosomatidae
Source: the annotation of a GenBank genome assembly
AUGGAAGAGAAAAGCAAUUCAAGUGUUUUCGUGGCCUCCUUAUCAAAAGAUGUAAAGAGUUGGAAAUAUCGUAACAACCAUUCCAAGUUUAUCACCUCAACUCCAAUUCAUUGUCAAAAUCAUCGGAAUAUUUCAUCUGUAAAGCAGGAAUCGAGGAUCUCGUUUUCAAUAAAUGAACGCCUAACAAAUUUAUUAAAUAAAAUUCUUCCUUUAAAAAAGAAAUGGAGCACAAAUUUCCAUCAGUCAUGUAUCGUUUUCACAAAUCUGGCUUCAAAUAUUUGUAAAAUCUUAUCAGGUUCAUCAUCCUUUGAGAAUCAUGAUGAUUUUGUCACUUACGGAUUGUGCAAUCUAUAUUUAAAUGAUAAUUUAGAACAAAUGACAAAACUUCGUGAUGGUCAAAUUUUGGAAACCUAUUAUGAUAAACUAAAUGAAUGUAUAAAAAAUAUGGAAGAUUGUGGCGUACAGCUAAAGUCUGUGCUAGAUCAAUUGAAUGCUUUGAGAAGUCUAAGUCAAAAUGAAUCAAUUUACCAGCAGUAUGCCACAUGCCAGUCGACAUUAGACUCAUCCGUCAAGAUAAAAAGUGGUUCUACACUAGAUGGUAACAGUUUGUCCACUUUAAAUUCUACUCGCUCACAUCCAUCAACAUCAUUAAAACAACAAACACAACAACGAAAUUUAAGUGGAACUUACUUAUACGAAGUAUUGAACAUUGAAAUAAAUGGACUAAUCAAUCAAAUUGAACGUGAUUUAAGCAUUCGGAAAUAUUUAGUGAAAAUUAUAUUACCUAGCACUUCACAUUACUUUCAAGUGAAUACUACUGUUCAGGAUAAUUUCAAUGUUGUCCUAUUAAAAUUUGUGUCAAUUUGGCGUCAUUUUGGACAAUAUGUUUCAUGGUUUGCUGUUAUAUCAAUGUCUGAGCAUAUUUUGAAAACUCUCAAAAAUACAGACUGA